AUGCCUUCCAAGUCCGAUCAAAGCCGCAAGGAAUCCCUUGAAGUCCUGAGGGCUAGGCGAGCUGGCGAGAAAUGCGAUUAUAAAGGAUCGCAGGAUGACAUCUAUGAAACGGUCUCAGAAGAUGAGUACAAGUCGGUUGUGAAGGGACGAUUGGCCGAAGACGAUUUCAUCGAGAACGAUGAUGAUUCGGGUUACGUUGAACAGGGAGUGAUCGAUUGGGAUGAAGAAGAAGAAGAGGUCGACAAAACCGUGAUACCCGCAAAUAUUCACCGCAAAAGCCGAGAUCAACAGUCGACAACACAACAUUCGAGCUCAAGCACUCGUCCAACCUCGAAACUCCCUACCACAUCGCACAAGAACGCGCGCCCCGCAUCAGGUGCUCGAGGAAAAAAUGUGGCUAAGGAGCCUCCGACUCUGAAUGCUUAUCGGAAAACUAAAGAUGCUGUCGCUUCCGAAGGCUUUAUGGACAGUCUAUUGAGCGGACUCGGCCAAGGCACUUCAAAACCAUCCAGCGCCUCGCAUCUCCCUAAUCUCAGCUCUAUUCAACCAGGCCGACUGCAGGGCUCCGAGCAGACCUCCGAACAGAAGAAAAGAAAAAAUGUACCUAAUUACUCACGCCCUGGUCUUUCUCCAACCGCUCUACGCAACACUAGUCCUGAAAAGUCGAAUGGGAUACCCUCGUCAUCAUCGUCCUUCGGUGAUGAAGAUUUUGCCCGAACAGAAAGCUUGGGUGAUGGCUCCAGCGCUGGCGUCGGUGGAUUUCUCAGCAGUGAAGGAGUCGACGACGUUGAACGACAUUCCAAAAAACCUCGUAUCGCUACUUUGCACCAUGAUCUCGUGGACCUCAAGGUGGAAGACUUGGCUAUGGAUCUCAGCGAUGAAGAAAAUUUAGACAUGCGUUUGGAUGAUUUGAAAACAGACCCCACCUCGACCUCGACCUCCAUCCCCACAGUAUCUUGCAAACUAGUUCCUAAAGUUGGAAAACAUGGGAAGAACAGGCGUCAACCACUCGGUGGCGCUGUGGUCGCAUCCGACCGGCACUUACCCUCUCAAGAUAGUACCAAACCGAUGGAACCCUCUAAGCCUCAAGGUCUGAAUUGGCAGAAAGCACUUCAAGCUCUGCCCACAGUCUCUAAUAUCGACCCCAGUACUGACGCUCAUCUCAAAGCACUCAUCGAGGACAGUGAAGACAAACCACCGUCAGCUGACACCCCUAACGCCGUCGUUGUGGCUCCGACUGAGAUAGACCUUUCAGAAACUACGGAAUUCUUGGCCAACAUUCCUCGCAAAAGCAAAGUUUCCAAACCCCCACGGAUAACAAAAAAAGCGCUCGCACAAGCGGAAGCCGAUCGACACUUACCCAAACCCGUGAAAGUCGAUGCUUUUGUUCCUACAGAUCCACAGAAAACCGACAAGGCCGUUGACACGCCAACCGAGACUAGUGAAGGAAAUCAGCUCAAGUUCUUCUGGCUAGACUAUCAAGAACUCGAAGGUGUCAUCUAUCUUUUCGGGAAGGUUUUUGAUCAGUUAUCGUCGAAGUAUAUCGCUUGCUGUGUGAUUGUCGAAGGGAUGGAGCGCAACCUGUUCGUUCUACCUCGGCCUACCAUGACAGACGAGGAUGGAAUCGAGGUAAAACCCACGGAAGAUGAUAUUUAUGACGAAGUCGAGACGAUUCUAGAAAAUCACCAGAUUAACGAGUUUAAAGCAAAGAUGGUCGAACGCCAAUAUUGCUUUGAGGAGAAAGAUAUCCCCGCCAACUGCGAUGAGUGGCUCAAAGUCGUAUACAGUUACACCAAGCCUCCCAUUGCGCGGCUUACAACUGGCAAAACCUUCAGCAAGGUUUUUGGAACUGGAACCAGCGCUUUCGAAUUAUUCCUCUUAAAGCGUAAAAUCAUGGGGCCUUGCUGGUUGGAUGUUCAAGGCGCAUUCCCUAGUACACGAGCUACACCCGCAUCCUGGUGCAAACUCGAAGUUGUAGUCAAGGACCCAAAACUGAUCAACCCACUUAGCGAUGCCGAUCCCACCGCGAAAGAGAUUCCUCCUCUUAACAUCAUGAGUCUUAGUAUCCGGGAUAUCAUGAACCACAAGGAUAAUAAGAAAGAGAUUGUCUGCGUUACAGCACGCAUGUGGCAAGAAGCUAACUUGGAAGACACGACACCGAUUGAACAGCAAUCAUCGGUGGUGAAAACCUUUGUGAGGCCCUUAGCUUCCUUUCCCGCCGGUACUCACGAGGCCUGCCGUCGAACAAUGCCACCCAUAACGCCGGUAAAAGAAGAGCACAUGCUACUAUCUAUUCUACUCGGUACAAUCAACUCUUACGAUCCGGAUAUCAUCGUAGGGUAUGACUUGGCAAGUGUCGCAUUGGACGUCAUUUUACACCGUAUGCGAGACCUCAAAACCUCGCACUGGUCUAGAAUCGGUCGGAUGCGCAGAGAAAAGCUUCCAUCGCUACGUACCGGCGGAUUUAACAAUCACCUACUAACCGGCCGCCUAGUGUGCGAUCUUAGCAGCGAUGGUUUCAAGUCGAUGGUCACCUCAACUACAUGGUCGUUGACAGAACUCUGUCAGAAAUAUCUGCAGAUAUCUCGAGAAGACAUCGAUCCCGAUGAAAUAGUCAAUUUCUUCGAUUCGACUUCUGCUAAACCCGAUCGUAUCAUCAAUUUCAUCAAGCACUGUGAAGCCGACUCGUACUUCCAGAUGGCUCUGAUCAACAAAGUCCAGUAUCUAAGCUUAACGAAGCAACUUACUAAUUUGGCUGGAAAUAAUUGGAAUUCUACUUUGCAUGGAGGUCGUGCCCAAAGGAACGAAUUCAUCUUGCUUCACGAGUUUCAUCGCCAGAAAUUUAUAUGCCCAGAUAAGUUGAGCUUUAACGACCGAAAAGCAUUGGCCGCAGCUACAAACAUGGCAGGAGACCAGGGCGAAGGUAAAGGCGGUGGUAAAGCUGUCAAGAAGGACAAAUAUAAAGGGGGUCUUGUAUUCGAGCCCAAGCGAGGAUUGUGGGACAAGUUUAUCCUAGUGAUGGACUUCAAUUCCUUGUAUCCCAGCAUUAUACAGGAGUAUAACAUCGACUUCACCACCGUCAAUCGUGCCGGUUGCGACGAUGAUGAAAACGACCAAAUUCCCGAUCUUCCUCCGGCUGAAAUGAAGCAAGGAAUUCUCCCUAGGCUGAUCGCCACGUUGGUCAAUCGUCGACGGGAAGUCAAGAAGCUGAUGAAAGCCCCAGACACCCCUGCAUCAAAGAUAGCACAGUAUGAUAUUAAGCAAAUGGCUCUUAAGUUGACUGCAAACUCGAUGUAUGGAUGUCUUGGUUUCGAAGGGUCCAGAUUUUAUGCGAGGCCUUUAGCAGCAUUGACGACAUCGAAAGGACGAGAAAUCUUAACCAACACCCGAGACUUGGCUGAGAGUCAGAAUCUUGACGUAAUAUACGGAGACACUGAUUCAGUCAUGAUCAAUACCAACGCCUUGGACUUCGCAGCUGCCAACAAGAUCGGCAAUGAAUUCAAAAAACUAGUAAACGAACGGUACAAACUCCUUGAAAUCGACAUUGAUGGUGUAUUUGAGCGGAUGUUGCUGCUGCAAAAAAAGAAAUAUGCAGCUUUGAAAGUUGAUGCGAUGACUCAGGCUCGAAUCGUCGAAGUCAAAGGCUUGGACAUGAAGCGAAGAGAGUACUGCAAAUUGUCGAAGGAUGCAUCUCAGUACAUCCUUGAGCAGGUAUUAUCAGGUUUAUCGACAGAACUUGUUGUAGAGAAGAUUCACGAGUAUCUUACCGAACUUGGGCAAAAUGUCAAAGAAGGCAAAACGGAUUUAGACGACUUCAUUAUCCACAAAAAACUCGGUAAAGACCCCAAGGAUUACCCGGACGUCAAGUCACAGCCGCACGUUCAAGUUGCGCUACGAAUGAAACUGAAGGGCAAUACGACCCCCAAGGCGGGCGAUGUUAUACCUUAUAUAUUCUGUCUUGGGGAAGACAGUAGCUCCAGCACUCGAUCAGCUCAAGCAGAUAAAGCCAGACACCCGGAUGAUUUGCGUCGUGCGGACACCCCUUGGAAAAUUGACUACGACUAUUACUUAUCUCUGCAGGUUUUACCACCGAUUGAGCGUAUGUGCGACUCUAUUGAAGGCACCGAUCGCUGUAGACUGGCAGAAUGUCUUGGUCUGGACCCCUCUCGUUUCAAGAAUAUCGCCACCUCUGGCCCAGAUUCACAAAGAGAGUUCCACACCCUGGAUUCCCAAAUCCCCGAUUCGGAACGGUUUUCAGGCACUUCAGCAUUCCAAGUUAGGUGUCGACAUUGUAAUGGAAAGUUCGAGUUCAAAGGUGUGCAAGGCGAAAUGGCGCGUAUGAUAUCACUCAGCGGAAUAAAUUGUCCGAAUUUGGAGUGUCGCAAAGCGCUUGGGGUUCCAUCGAUGGCGACACAGUUAGAAGUUCAGAUUCGAGAUUUUAUCGGCAAGUUUUACGAGGCUUGGUUAGUUUGUGAUGAUGCAGCCUGUAGAAAUCGAACGCGCAUGAUGUCGGUUUAUGGGCGCAAAUGCUUGAACACAAGUAUGGGAUGCAGAGGCCAGAUGAGCUACGAAUACACCGAUAAGAUGUUAUACAACCAAUUGUUGUAUUUUCAUGGUCUGUUUGAUUCUUCAAAAGCUCAAAGCAAGUUCAAGGAGGGUACGCCCGAAUCAGAUGCGAUAGCGAAGAUUUUACAAGCAAACCAACAAGCUCUUGGCACACUACAAGGCAUCGUCAAUCGAUACUUACAAAAGAACGCUCGAAGAUUUGUGGCUAUGGAGUCCCUCUUUUCUUUCAUGACAAUCAGAGGCCUCUAG
Puccinia triticina is the source of this 4815-nucleotide messenger RNA. RefSeq lists its product as uncharacterized. Gene Ontology annotation, biological process: DNA replication; lagging strand elongation; leading strand elongation. Lineage: Eukaryota; Fungi; Basidiomycota; Pucciniomycetes; Pucciniales; Pucciniaceae. The record is from RefSeq and is a predicted model, not a curated record. The transcript has 16 exons. Gene Ontology annotation, molecular function: DNA replication origin binding; purine nucleotide binding; chromatin binding. Gene Ontology annotation, cellular component: alpha DNA polymerase:primase complex. Bases 1 to 4815 code for a protein of 1604 amino acids.